Thermothelomyces thermophilus ATCC 42464 is the source of this 2032-nucleotide messenger RNA. RefSeq lists its product as uncharacterized. NCBI's taxonomy places the organism in Eukaryota, Fungi, Ascomycota, Sordariomycetes, Sordariales, Chaetomiaceae. Bases 383 to 1684 code for a protein of 433 amino acids. The transcript has a single exon. The record is from RefSeq and is a predicted model, not a curated record.
AACACCUUCACACUUUUCUUCAUCCCCCUCCCGGCCAUUACCUCCCCUCGGCUGUGGCAGCGCACAGAACCGUGCUUUGCACCAUUCACCGACAGGCAGAAAGGGCCAUUUCGAUUUCGUCACUCUGCCGCCAUUCGAAGCUCGGAUCCUCCCCCCUGGGCGUUGUGCCACCAGCUUGUUCAAUCGAGGAGGAUCCUGAUCUGCCAUCUUCCCUUUCAUCACCCCGCAACCCGAGCUUUCGCUCGCACCCCGAUCUUUUCCGUUGAUUUACCACGUCUCACUGUCGUCGUCGGCAGCCGCGUCGCGCACUCUUCCCGCGGAGACCGGUCGCGCAUCGUACUCUCACAGUCCCUACCGCCUUCUCCCACCCUUCCAAUUGGCCAUGGGCGCCUCACUGUCUACCCUGGUCGGAUGGACCGUGGUCAUCGGAUGCGUUUACAUCGUCGCAUUCGGGAUUCCUGGACAGAAGAAGGGCCGCGAUACCGUCCGCGGCGCCUCACAGCGCCAUCGGCUAGAAGAGAAACAAAGCCACGCCCGCAAGGAGCCAAAGGAGAAGGCCAAGCGCCAAAGAGGAGAGGCUCACAGCAAGGAUGCCGAGGAUACGAACAAGCCAUCACAGCCGAAGGCACGCACACCCAAGCCAUCGGCCACCCCGCAGCCGGUCAAUGACAGCUCUGACGAUGGCCUCGAUAACCGCGAGUUUGCCCGUCAGCUGGCCAGCAUCAAGCAGGGAACCUCCCUCAAUGCGCCCAAGAAGAACGACGAGAAGCGGCAGAAGUCGGUAAAGCAGUCGCGCGCCCAGAUUAUCGAUGAUAAGGCCGAUCAAAUCAAGGACUCGGCCCCUUCGUCCACCGCUGGUGUGGAUGCUGACGACGACGAGUCCUCGACCCCUUCGCCGGAGAUCAAGGCCCUCGACGCUAGCGGUGUUAGCGACAUGCUGGAGCCCAAGGCUGCCGGCCCCUCCGUUCUCCGCCUUACCGACACGGACAAGGUAAAGCCCAAGAAAGAGAAGAAAUCCAAGGAGCCCCAGAAGACAGAGACAAAGAAGCAGCGUCAGAACCGCCAGAAGGCCGAAGCCGCGAAGGCUCUCCGCGAGGAGGCGGAGAAGCAAAGGAAGGCCGAUAUGGAGGCCCAAAGACGGCAGGCUCGCAUCGCCGAGGGCCGGCCGGCCAAGGACGGAUCUACCUUCAUGGCACAGGCCCAGCAGUCUGCCUGGACCAACAACGGCGUCAACGGCAGUCCCAGCAGCAAUGCCACCAACGGGGGUUUCCUUCCCGUGCAGCCGCUGGACACUUUCGACACCGGUAGCUACACCGACGUUUCCGUCCCCAAGAACAAGUCCCCCGCCAAGACCGAGCCCGCCAAGAGCAACCCGGCCGACAGCUGGAUCUCUACUCUGCCGUCGGAGGAGGAGCAAAUGGAGAUGCUCCGUGAUGAGGAGGCUUGGAACACGGUUUCGACCAAGAAGACGAACAAGAAGAAGAAGGAAGCUGCCACCGAAAACCUAGUCGACUCGGAACCGACCGUCGUUCAGAAGCAGCCCGCUGCUAAGCCUGCGUCUACGAGCAACGGCGCCAGCGCCCCCCCCAAGAAACCCACCAAGGUGAUUUCUCAGCCGUCGGCCUUUGCCGCUCUGAGCACGAACGAGCCCGAGGUCGAGGAGGAGAACGAGUGGGACGUCUAAACGCGGCAGAUCUUCAAAACCGGCAGCGGCUUCCGCCGCAGCUGUGGCCGCAGGGCUCACCACCGCCCUCGCUAUGUCCCUUGCACGCAUCUGUUUCGCUGCUCGCCCGGGCAGGCCCAUCAACCUCCUUCCUGAUCACCUGUUGCAAUCUUGGCUUUCUUUGAUGGGCAAGGCACGGAGUUUGUGUAUGUACAUUACCGACCGGAAAAUGCCUCGGGAGUUGAGCCUUUGAUUAUUUCUGUUCAUAUGUUUUUUUUCUCCUUUUUCCACUUGUAUGUGUUGUACCGGCCUCUCUCCGCCUUUGCCAUCGAUUGACCUCAAUUUCCCCUGGUGACAAUUGGCUGCUGG